AUGAGCCAAACACUCAUAGACCCCCCGCGUGGGGUCUUCAUGCUGCCAGUUCCGAGCGAAAUGGCCCUUCCUUCUUGGGACUUUGUAAAAACCUCGGACUACUUCAUUCUUCAACGUGCUAAAGUCUCGAACAAUGUAUUAUUUCGCGGCGUAAUUGGUACUAUACAAAACGUAUUUGACAACAAUAAACAAUUUCCGUUUCGGAUUGUGUUUCGUAGUGAAGUGAAUGGAACAGUGUUGCAAGUUGCUGCCUCGCAGACGCAAAAAGGAAUAGAAGAUGCUUGGAAAUGGUUGGAAGUAAACGCGUUUGAUGUGGUGAAAAGUUUAGAUGAUCCAAUUGAAAAGGAGGAUUAUGUUAAAACCAAAAUUGGUUCAUUAGUCGCUAGACAAAAUAGAGGAACAGAUGAAGUUUCUUCUGAUGAAAGUGUUCGAUCCGCUUCCAGAACAUUUCGCCAGCUUUUCGAUGUCCAGCCUACAGAGAGAUUAACGAAGGUGUUUAUCGAAUUAAAGGAUAUUCAAGAGAUUAAAAGAGAAAAGUCGAAAAGAGGCAUGAUUUCUGAUUCGAUUAGAGUUGUGACUAAAGAUGGCCAAGAGCACUUUUUUUCCAAUCUUUUCCAUAGGGAUGAAACCUACGAUUUAUUGGUACAGUUAACGAGUUUGUUGAUGCAACGAUUAUUGAAAAAUACAGUGACGGAACCUGCGCCAGGAACUUUUUAUGAAAAUAAUUUUGAUCAACUUGUGGAAAAAGAAAAACCUGAACCAAUUAAUACAAAUGGCAAGGAAGAUACAGCACCUCGUUCACCAUUAAUUAUUCCAUUGAAGCAAAAUCUUGAACUGCAAAAACGAGACACAGAAUUUCAAUACCUUUUUGGCUUGCCAUCGUCCGAACAUCUUUUAGAAGAAUCAAAUGCUGUGUUCUCGAUGCCGGAUACGGAAGAAACGCAAAGUGGGAAACUUGGUCUUUCUGAAAGUUAUCUUGCUUUCGUCUCGGAUGAUUCACAUACUUGCCGUCUUGUGAUACCUUUAUAUACAGUACGACGUGUUGAGAGACUUAAUAGUCGCACGCAUACUUUUGCACUAUCAAUCUUAAAUUGGCAUCAAAUGAAGUUGAUAUUUCUAAUGGAUGGAAUAAAAAGUCAUUGUGAACAGUUUUGCAAUGUACUCAAAGAUAAUUUAAAGAAUCAGUUGCAUUAUUUGAAGACACUUAAACCUUUUCUGGCUACUUGUUACUCUGAGGUGCUAUUGAAUGAUUCGAAAAAGGAAUUUGCUUACGGAGGAUUAGGAAUGAAAUUCAAAUUUCCCGGAGAUCCCAAAAAGUUGAGAGACCGCAGUAAAACAAAACUUUGGGCCGACUAUCUAAAAAAGCGUGGUAGAAACAUUACUAUCAUUAGAGUACCGCAAUUUAAUAAACUUGUUCGUGUUGGAUUACCGAAUAAAUUACGAGGUGAAAUAUGGGAACUAUGCUCUGGUGCAAUGUAUAUGCGAUACGCCAACAAUGGACUAUACCAGAAGAUACAAAGAGAUUACGCGGGAAAAACAUCAUUAUCCACAGAAGAAAUUGAAAAAGAUCUCAACAGAUCACUUCCGGAAUAUCCUGCAUAUCAAAACCCCGAAGGAAUUGAUACCUUGAGACGCGUGUUAACAGCUUAUUCCUGGAAGGAUCCUGAAUUAGGUUAUUGUCAGGCUAUGAAUAUUGUUGCAUCCGCUCUUUUGAUUUACAUGAGUGAAGAACAAACGUUUUGGACGUUAAGUAUUUUGUGUGACAGAAUGCUACCUGGAUAUUAUAGUACCUCAAUGUACGGCGCAAUCCUUGAUCAGAUAAUCUUUGAGCAUUAUGUACAGAAAACAAUGCCAAUCCUGCAUGAACAUUUAAAGAAAUAUGACAUUCAGCUGUCCGUGGCCUGUUUGCCGUGGUUUCUGAGCCUUUACAUUAAUUCUAUGCCUCUACUUUUUGCCUAUCGAGUGUUGGACUUGUUCUUUAUGGAAGCUGUACUUAGAGUAAACGGUGAUGAACUUUUGGAGACCACGGAUGAUGGCGCAUUUAUUAAUCUACUCAAAAAAUACUUUGCAGCGUUGGAUGAGCCAGCGUAUCCACAAACCAAAAAUCCCAAACAUCUUGAAAUGACCAAUUUCGAUAAAGUAUUGAUUGUCGCAUUUAAAGAUUUCUUCAACGUGACUGACGAGAGUGUCAACGAGCUUCGAAAGACCCAACAAUUAAAAGUGGUCCACAACAUUGAAAGUUUCACAAAACGAAGUCAAAUUAGGAAUCUGAAAGACACCUCAAAAUUCACGAAAGAGGAAGUCUCGGUUCUAUACGACAAAUAUUAUAACGCGCAAUUUUAUGGACAACAGCAAAGUGUGAGAAAUGACACGCGAAUGGACUUGAACACGUUCUACCGAUUUCUUGGUAGCAUUGCCGAUUGGGCGAAAUCUGAAGACGAUGAUCUAAAUAACAAGGAUGUCACUUCGCCGCGCGAUCGCCAAGGACGUAGAUUGGUAGGACGAGAAUUUAUCAAUAAAUUAUUCACGUAUUUUGAUCAUAAUAGUUCCGGCGGUAUCACAUUACAAGAUGUAAUAGGCGGGCUCGGUAAUAUUGUCUUCGGUGAUUUGAUGUCUCGUAUGGAACUUUUCUUUCAAUUGCACGAUUAUAAUAAAGAUGGAUUUUUAACAAAGGAUGAAAUAUUACAAAUGUCUGAAAGCUUUUUAUACAUAUUUCGCACUCGGAAAGAAGACGAUAGUCAUUUGAAUGCUGUUUCAAAUUUUAUAAAAAAUGCAUUUCAGUAUGCUGACAAAAUAGAUGAGCCUUCUGAGGAAAAGACACAGAGUAAUAAUGAAAAGGAUAAUGAUAGUGAAGAGACUUCUAUUAAAAAUGUCCCGAACAUUGAUAAAAUUAAUAAAGUGUCAAAUUCCGAUGAACAUAUACGGCUAUCAUUGCCAUCAUUUCGUAUGGUAGUAUUGGCUGACGAAUUUCUAGAGAAUUUCUUCGAUAGAGGCUUCGUGUCAACUUUCAAACUAUCGGAACCACCAGAAGAACGACAAAAAGGUCUUGGUCGAGAAAUAUUCGACUCUCUGAUGAAUAACGGGAUGGGAUUAGCGGGCAAAGUCGGGAAACGAUUAAUACGAGGCAGCACCAUAAACCCUCUCUCUCCUACCUCAUUAGGUUCUUCAUCCUCCCAACGUCGUGCUCUAAGUUCCUCCUCUUCAUCAUCUACCAGUGGAACAUUGUCAACAUCACCUUCCGGAAAACUCGGAGACGCCAAUAAAAACAUUAAAGAUACUAACAGUUUGACAGCAACUGAACCGGUUUCCUCGCCUGCUUCCGAAAUUUCCGAGGAAAAAGGAUGGUUUGAUGGAUUGCAACCUAAUGAAGGUGACGACGAUGACGAAGAUUUAGAUGAAGAACAUUCGUUGCUGUUGCAAGAAGUUGAUAAAUUUUUGGAUGAAUUUUCGGAACCCUAA
Messenger RNA from Ambispora leptoticha, 3459 nucleotides. NCBI's taxonomy places the organism in Eukaryota, Fungi, Glomeromycota, Glomeromycetes, Archaeosporales, Ambisporaceae. The record is from the annotation of a GenBank genome assembly.